Pneumocystis jirovecii RU7 is the source of this 522-nucleotide messenger RNA. RefSeq lists its product as uncharacterized. Gene Ontology annotation, molecular function: dynein complex binding. The record is from RefSeq and is a predicted model, not a curated record. NCBI's taxonomy places the organism in Eukaryota, Fungi, Ascomycota, Pneumocystomycetes, Pneumocystales, Pneumocystaceae. Gene Ontology annotation, biological process: mitotic spindle organization. Gene Ontology annotation, cellular component: dynactin complex. The transcript has 4 exons. Bases 1 to 522 code for a protein of 173 amino acids.
AUGAGUAAAAAUUUAUUAAAUAUUGAUUUUCCUUGCACAAUUGCUCUUGAUAUCAAGAUAGAGGGCAAAUUUCCUAUUAAAAUUGGAUCAGGCAGUGUAAUUCAUCCUAAAGUGCUUAUUGACAGUUCUUUUGGACCUGUUUUUAUUGGAAAAAAAUGCAUCAUUGAAGAAAAUUGUACAAUUAAAGCACCAGACGAACAAGGAAUCUGUAUUAAUGAUACAUGCAUCAUUGAAUUUCGAUCAUUUGUUGAAGUAUCUAGUAUAGGAUCUGGUACACGUAUUAGUGCUGGGUGUUUUUUAAGUACAGGUUGUCAUUUGGGUGAAGAUUGUAAAAUUAUGCCAAAAACACGUUUUGAAAAAAAAACGUCCUUACCUGAUGGAACAGUAGUAUAUGCAGAUGGACAACAAAGGAUUCUUGAUCACUGCCUAAGGGCGUCCAAAAGAACACUUAUUGAAAAACAUGCUGAAUAUUUAACAAAAUACUUAGGAAAAUACAACCAACUUUAUAUCCCUCAGAUUUAA